Molecule: messenger RNA, 1855 nt
Organism: Amphibalanus amphitrite
Lineage: Eukaryota; Metazoa; Arthropoda; Thecostraca; Balanomorpha; Balanidae
Product: armadillo repeat-containing protein 1-like
Exons: 2
Coding region: 278-1282 (334 amino acids)
Source: RefSeq, a predicted model, not a curated record
UCGAUGCAUUUAGACAUUUCUAGCGCAGCUGUUUAUGCAAUAUAUGUACAAUUCGUUUAUUUUUUCGUUCUUUUCCGCUUGCUUCUUCGAUCUAAGGGCUAAAGUAAUUUUUUUACGUGUGGAAAAGAUCUAACAAAAACUUCUAUCAAAUAUUCAGGAGUUUGUUGGUAUGUUUUUACGGAUAAAAUCAUAAAAGUUUAAUUGCGCAGUUUUGGUCACAGUGUAUGUUUUGGUGUUGACAAAGAUCAUCUGGGUUUAUAGGUAGUCUGGUACAGUCAUGGCAUCUGAAAAUAGCACUGGUGGUGUGGCCACUGACCAUGACAAGAACAGUGCAAGUCUGGUGACCACUGAUGCCAGCAGCUCAGCUGGUCCUGCAGUGUCUGCCUCUGAGAGCUCGAGCACAGAAGUCGCCACCAGCAGCGGUUCUAGCUCCGCAGCGCCGGCCGCCGGCAGCUCCGGCGCUGAGAGUAUGACGCUGCGCACGCUGCAGCAGUACCGGCUGAUGGCCGCCGACCCGCAGAAGGUGGAGCCGCUCACCAGGGAUGGCACCGUGGCGCAGUUCCUCGCCUACGUGCUCGAGGACCGCGACGAGGCGAUCGUGGUCGAGGCGCUGCACACCAUCGUGCUGCUGUGCGCCUCCAGCAGCUCGCGGCGCCAGCUGGCGCGCACAUACGGCCUCGAGCCGGCGCUCCGCUGCCUCAAGAUGAAGGACUCGGGCCCCGAGGUGCUGGCACUGGCAGACCGAGCGCUGAGUGAGCUGAACCGGUCCGCCGCGCCGCCGGCCGCGGCAGGAGCCACCAGCUCGCCGGGCGCGGCACGCGAGAAGCCGCGGCCGGCGCCACGACCUAAGCACAAAGUGGUGACGCUUCAUGUGACCGGACUAGUAACCGAUGGAGACCGGGAAGAGCUCGAGUCGCUGCUGGUGCGAGUGCGCGGCAUGAUCUCCAUCGUGUUCGACAUGGGCCGCGGCCGGUGCACGUGCCGCGUGCGCGACCACGUGACAGUGGGCACACUGGGCUCUGCGGUGGACCGCACAGAGUCGAUGGCCGCCUACCAGGUGGUGCGCGGCGCCGACGGCGACUCCGAGGAGCUGGUGCCCGUCUCCAAGCGGGCCAAGGCGCUGGAGCGGCCGCAGGAGGAAAAGCUGCCCGAGUAUCUCCCAGAGGAUGACGGAGACGCACCGCCGGCGGCCAACGCCAUGGCGCCCGGCGGCUUCUUCAAGCAGGCCAGCGGGUGGCUGUCAUCGGCCAGCUCGUACCUCAGCCAGUCGUUCUACUGGUGACGGACCGGCCGGUGACAGAGCGUUCCUUGCCAGAGACAGAGUGUUGGUAGUCAGCGGUGGCCGCGGGGCUUGGAUACCACGUUGUUCUAGUUCCCGCCUCUGAGCCGUGUUUCAAUGGACAAUAAUGAUUGGGUGAUACGGACUGGCGCAGCGCAGUGGCACGCGGUGCUGUUAUUUAUCGACGGGCGCGGUCCAGGCGGGACCAGGGCCGUGCUCCCGAGCCAGUCACAUUGUUUUAAACUGGAGAGGGACGUGGCAACUGUGUUGAAUUGUUGACGUGCGUAUGAAACUCGAAAUGCGCAUUGCUGCUGGCGUCUCAAGUGUGCACGACAUUCUCGUUUUAUACGAAACGUAGUCAGAAGUUAGUGUUCCUUUGACGCGAUACCGACGGGCUUUUCGCUCCGUUUUGUCGCCGCACAAUGCCAUGUGUUUGUGUGUAUGUGUACUCCCGAGCUCCCUUGAUGCAAUCGACGAUGUGUGAAUGACACGCUUUCGAGACGAGUUAUGCGACUUUGCGAUGGGGCUACCAAUCGUGUGUGCAAACUAAACCAAUAUAAACUUGGGUACCUAUCA